AUGUCCUACAAGCCUGUGCUGUUGCUCCUAGUUCUCCUGCUGCUCUUCUGGGCAGCUGGGGGCAUGCAAGCAGCAAGCUGCCCAUUGAAGUUAAGGAAAGAUGAAUAUGAUCCAUGGAAUCUCUUCCAUCCAGGAGACCACCUCAUCAGUGGGGUCCUCCCCUCAGUGGAUGCAGCCAUUAAUCUGCUCUUCUUUGUAAAACCUCCAGUUAUCCGCAUCAGAGAAAUAAAAGGUGUAAUCUACUUCUAUGACCUUGCCUUCUUGCAUGCCAUCCAAGAGAUCAACCAGAAUCCAGAGCUCCUACCCAACAUCUCUCUGGGAUACAGCAUCUACAAUAACUUUUACAACAGCAGGAUCACCUACGACAUCAUGCUGGACAUGCUGUCUCCUGGGCAGAAGAACAUCCCAAACUACAGCUGUGGGAGCCAGAGAGACUUGCUGGCUCUUGUGGAAGGGGCUGACUCAGAAAUCUCCAGCCAUAUUUCAGCCCUGUUGGGCAUCUCCAAAAUCCCACAGCUGCACCCUUUCCUGAAAAACGUUUGGUUUUCCAAUGCUUCCUUGGAUGGACUGUACCAGGAUAGGGACGGGGAACUGACAGCCAGCUUUCAUAUAGUGUUCUACUGGCUGGAUCUUCCCAGCGCCUCACUUGUUAGAGUGAAAGUCGGGGGUCUGGAGAGGCAGGAAUCUGCACAGCAACUCUUCUACAUUGAUGAGAAUCCCAGUACAUGGUGCAACCAGACCCUCCCACAGUCGAGGUGUUCCAAGAGGUGCUCCCCUGGAUAUGUCAAGGUGAUUUUGGAAGGAAAGCCAGUUUGCUGCUAUAUUUGUGCUCGCUGUGCAGAUGGAACCAUCUCCACUCAGGAAGAUGCGGAACAUUGUACCAGAUGUCCAGAAGAUCAGCAUCCAAACAAGGAGCAAGAUCAAUGUGUCCUCAAAGUUACCAGCUUCCUCUCCUAUGGAGAAUAUCUGGGGAGGGUCACGGUUUCCUUAGCCCUGCUUCUUUCUGUUACAACAAGCUGUGUGUUAGGAAUCUUCAUUAGGUACCUGGAAACUCCCAUAGUCAAAGCCAACAACAGGGACCUCUCCUACAUUCUUCUCAUCUCCCUCCUGCUCUCCUUCUUGUCCUGCUUCUUCUUCAUUGGUCGACCACAGAAAGUCACCUGCCUUCUUCGUCAAGCAGCCUUCAGCAUCAUCUUCUCAGUGGCCGUCUCUUCCCUCCUGGCCAAAACCAUCACUGUGGUGCUGGCCUUCCUGGCCACCCAGCCUGGAAACAGGGUGAGGAGAUGGCUGGGGAAGAGCUUGACCAAUUCCAUUGUCAUCUCCUGUUCCAGUGUUCAAUUUCUCCUCUGCACCAUCUGGCUGGGCACCUUUCCCCCUUUCCCUGACUCUGACAUGCACUCCCAGCCAGGUCUUGUUGUCCUGCAAUGCAAUGAAGGCUCUGUGGCCAUGUUCUACACUGCCCUCGGCUACAUGGGCUUCCUGGCUGCCAUCUGCUUCAUGGUGGCCUUCCUGGCCAGGAAGCUUCCUGGGUCCUUCAAUGAAGCCAAGCUGAUCACCUUCAGCAUGCUGGUCUUCUGCAGUGUCUGGGUGUCCUUCAUGCCCACCUACCUGAGCACGAAGGGGAAGUACAUGGUGGCCGUGCAGGUCUUUUCCAUCCUGGCCUCCAGUGCAGGGCUGCUGUUCUGCAUCUUCCUCCCCAAGUGCUACAUUAUUGUAGUCAGGCCUGACCUGAAUACAAGGGAGCAUCUAACAGUCAAAGAGGAAAAUGGCAUGUGA
Messenger RNA from Varanus komodoensis (Komodo dragon), 1776 nucleotides. RefSeq names its product vomeronasal type-2 receptor 26-like. Gene Ontology annotation, cellular component: membrane. Gene Ontology annotation, biological process: G protein-coupled receptor signaling pathway. NCBI's taxonomy places the organism in Eukaryota, Metazoa, Chordata, Lepidosauria, Squamata, Varanidae. The transcript has 5 exons. The record is from RefSeq and is a predicted model, not a curated record. Gene Ontology annotation, molecular function: G protein-coupled receptor activity. The coding region runs from base 1 to 1776 and encodes 591 amino acids.